Molecule: messenger RNA, 1509 nt
Organism: Talaromyces marneffei
Lineage: Eukaryota; Fungi; Ascomycota; Eurotiomycetes; Eurotiales; Trichocomaceae
Exons: 2
Coding region: 1-1509 (502 amino acids)
Source: RefSeq, a predicted model, not a curated record
AUGGAGCUCACAACCACUUUGUCCAACUCUACAUCACUUGCUACUUUAGCUGUCCAGACCGAACGCGAAGUGUUGGAUACGAUGACUGUUGAACAACUGAUUGACCAAAGUGCGGUGGCGUCCAGAUUCGGCGAAAUGACGCUCAACAAACUGCGGACCUGGUACCGGCUAUUAUUUGCUAGACUAGAGUAUGAGGAUGAUAUAGGAAAGAAAUACCAAUUUCUUGAAAUGGGAGCGGUCAUUUUCCAAGAUUAUCUUCUCACAGGAGAUCUCUUUGCUGCAGAAUAUUUGGAAAAGGUUAAAGAAUUACUUAUUGCCAGUUCCGUGAAGCACGCGAGACAGUCCUUUAAUAAUUGGAGAUAUGUCGAGACGAAGUGGGGCGUGGUCGCAAAAGGUGCAUUAGAGCAAGUAGGCAAUGGCAUCGGGACGAUCGCAGAUGCGGCAGCAAUGGCCAGAGCUAUUGAAUGGCCGGACUCUUGUGCUUGCAUUAAUCGUGCCGUGAUCGACCGGCUGCAGACCACCAAACGUGGUCGGUCAGCAGCGAAAAAUGUGAUUGCUGGAGAUAUAAAAAAGGCUGCGGCUACGUUGAAGACUGGAAGUUCGCAAAUCAAUCAUCCUUCAAGUGAGGAGAUACGUGGCCUUGGCCUGGAUCUUCAGGAUAGUGGAUUAUUGGGACCAAGGCGAGCCAGGGCGAUACAACCUAAUUUUUUCGAUGAUGCAGAGAUGGACAAUGCCACCCAACAAUUGCGAAUUGGCCCGGGGCCGGGUACCACUAAAAAGGAUGAGGGAUAUCGGGGCGAACCCCGGACUCGAAAAAGGAGGAAGGUCGUUUCUCAGGACAAGCACGAUCCCGUCCUUGUGUACCAAUAUUCCGACACUUCUCUAUCUACGAGGGAGUCGCCUGAAUGCCGCUGUACGAAUCAAGCUGGCCAAUUCGCCUCUACCAUUGGUUGUCCUUCAUCAACGGGCAGUGAAAACGUCUGGGCUCUGGUUGUCAGCGUCAAAGAUCUGGUCAAAGAUUUGUGCGACAUUCAUGUUCUAAAACUAGCAGAAUACGUCGAAUUAGCAAGUGAUCACAUAAGCAAUAUUCGAACAAAGCUUAUUUGCCUGGCGAGUGAAACUUCGUUGGCUACCGCAAAACGCCGAAAUAGGACCUGGUUCACGGAGUUCAGCAACGAAUUGGAUUGGCUUCGGAUCUACCCGCAUUUGAAUUAUCGCCCGGACAUUACCAGCCACACUCAAAUCCGUGUCAGUUCUGAACGGCUCUUUGAAUUGAUCAGACCGUUCGUUGCAUUCGAUGAGAAUUACGGGCGAAUGCUGAAUGAAGACGGUGCGGUAGUAAUCAAGAAUUAUCUGGGACGAUUUCAAGACCAAGGGCAGAAGUGGGAAAAGGCAUAUCAAUCAUUUGGCGACGAGUUUUCCAUGUUCCAGCAUCAUGGACAAGGAUCAGAAUUAAAGAAUCCUUUGGUGGAGGCCAUGAAGCACUCUAUCGUACAACAAUUCUUUUAA